AACACAGGUUUCAAGGUUGACCAUGUAUCAGAGAGAACAUGUUUGACCUUGUUUACAGAAAUAGACUAGGUCCCAGUGUCCUCGUGUAGCAAACGUUUCUUCUUUUUUUUCCCCUGUUUACACAAAAAGACAGGGUCCAGUACCCGCGUGUAAUAAACUAAGCACGACCUGCGCUUCUUUAGAAUCUGGAUUGACAUGCUUAGACUAAUCAUGUUUUGUCUAACAAAACAACUUCAAGCCCGGAUUUUAACCAUUUCUGCCUAGAGGAGAACUGGCCCGUUAGCUCACUUUGUAAAAAAGCUGCACCCUCUACAAAUUUCACACCUUCGCUAAGCGCGCGGAUAGUAUGGAAGUAAACAAAAUCUCAGUGUGGGGCUCCGUUGCUACUUUACGAGGGGUUUUUCUAUAGGGUUAGCAGAAUAUUGGCUGCUGGUAUUUACUGGGUAUGUCGGGAUUGUACCAUAUGCAAGGCAAAUAUAACUACUGCCGGGUCUAUUAGCGUUGUAGUGGCCGUAACUGGUACUCACACUCGUGCUGGGGAUCCAGCUGAGACCAACAAACUGAAAGGUCGUUACAGCAAGAAGAGAAAAGCAGGUGAGGUAUAUUUUUUUUAUUUCGGGAAGUGGCAGUGUAGUUUCUAAACUGCUUUCUUGUGCGCUAUUUCACUGUAGAAAAUGGAAGCGACCCACCACAUCGGAUGCCUUCGACAAGCAUGCUGAAACGUAUCAUUCGAAAGCAAACACAAGCACGCCAAAGUCCAUACGUACUCCCAACACCGCGAGACGGCAUAAUUCUACCAGACGAGUACAAGGUGUCGGGGCCACACGACCAUCCCUUCUUGCUUAUGACAGCGGUUCUGGAGAAAAGGACAGUCUUGUGGUUUUCGGCACACAGAAAACUUUUGAGCGCCUUUCUACUAGGAGGGCAUAUGGUUCAGGGACGUGACUUUCAAGGUGACGACAUCGCUAUUUUACCAGGUGUACACGGUGCAUGGGCUGUACCAUUGUGCUGUGAUCCCGCUUAUGUACGCUUUGCUUACGAACAAGGAGGAUUAAAGCUACCGGCGAUUUUUUCGGUGCUCUCCGGUUUCACGUCAAGUGUGGAAGUGGGGGUAAUCUACUGCGACUUCCGGGCGACCGUGAUCGCAGCGAGUCGCAGGCAUUUCUCUCAAGCGAGGGUUCAAGGAUAUUUCUUUACUCUAUGCCAAUCGGUGUACCAGAAGCUGUGCAAGUUGGGCCUGCAAGUACGCUACCGCCAAGUCGAAGUUUUUGCUGCUCAGGUAAUUACGUCUUAUUCUCUAAGCAUGAAACUAAGCUGUAAUCAUAUUGAUACUUUAAUACUUUAUUCGGCUUACCAUGUCAUAAAACCUCCCAGAAAAAUGCUUCCCUUUUUUGGCACGUCAUAA
Molecule: messenger RNA, 1405 nt
Organism: Ixodes scapularis (black-legged tick)
Lineage: Eukaryota; Metazoa; Arthropoda; Arachnida; Ixodida; Ixodidae
Exons: 3
Coding region: 698-1405 (235 amino acids)
Source: RefSeq, a predicted model, not a curated record